GAGACUAAAAGUAAACUUGUCAACGAAUCAACAAUCAUCUUAUUAUUUGUUUAUCUUUUUCUCUUAAAUAUAUUUUUUAAUUCUCUCUGUUAAUUGUUUUCUCUCAUCAGUCAAUCUAAUUAGCUAAAUUUAAUUGAAAAGAAAAAAGUUACUUUUAAUUGAGUUUUAAUUGUUUGAUGAAAACAACAACAACGAUGAAUUGGUUAACAUCAACAAUUGUUUCUUAUUUGAUUAUUGUAACUGUAACUCCAUUGGUCUUUGUUGAUGGUCAACAACCAUCACUGGACAGUCUUCUUGGUGGAUGGUCAACAAUUUUGGACAGAUUUAAAGAUGAACUUCUCACUUCGAGACAAUAUCCUGGUCCGAUUCGAGGUACAUAUGAAAAGGAAGGUGAAUCUUUAGCGAGUUCAGAUUCAUCGGCUUCGGAGACAAUUGGAAACACCGGCGGUGGGGAAAGUGAAUCAUUUAAUCCGGACGUUGUUGUGGUCGAUAAAAAUCCCUCUGUAAUCGGUGGUGGAUUUGAUUCACCACGAGAACCACUUAAUCCAAAUUGGCCUUUCAAAGGAAUCGCUAAUCCAUGGAUUUGGAAGGGAAUUGAUUCAAUCUUAAUCCCUCGUCGUCCCUGGUGGAAAGGACCCAAUGUUUGUAUUGAACGUGAAGUGGCCGAGGAUUCACCUGAUUCAAAUGAUUCCGUUAAUAAGACUGAAGGAUUAACGAGUCUAAUCCCGUUCACUUUGCAAUCAACUCAGUGUAUGGAAAGUGAAACCGCUUAUUCUUGUGUGACCAAAAUCCGAAGUCCAAAAGAGUCAAAAACAUCAACAAUUAAGUACCAAUGCUGCCAUGGAUCACGUCGCGUUGAACCCGCCGGUGAAUGUGUCGAGGUCAAUUUGAAAAAUAUCACCGCUACUUUAAAGGAAAUCGGAGCAACGAAAAUGGAAUCACUUUUCAGCCGAUCAACUUUACCUCUUUUACGAUCAAAUAAUCAAGAAAAUGUGACGAUUUUCAGUCCCACCGAUGAGGAAAUGAUGGAUUAUGAAGAUGAUAAAAAUAAACAAAUGAAUGAAAUUCCGGCUUCCGGAGAUGAUUCCAAGGAUGUUGAGCCCAAAGAAAGCGAUACAAAUGAUAUGGUCUCUCAUCAUAUCGUUGCUGGUUUAUAUAAAACUGGCGAUUUCCACAAUAAUAUGAUUCUACCAGCAAUUAACAAUGAAUCAACAAUUCGUAUCAAUGUUUAUCAUUAUCCGGAGAAAAUAAUCACCGCUAAUUGUGCACCGAUCAUAAUGCCAAACAAUUAUGCUUCAAAUGCAAUAAUUCAUUUAGUUAAUCGAGUUAUCCCUCGACCAACAUUGAAACUUUUCAAUUUAAUUGAAAACGACCCUCGAUUCUCAAUCUUCAUGAGUCUCGUUCGUCAAUCUAACUUAUCCGUUGAACUUUCUGAUUCCGAGAAAUCUUUGACCAUAUUAGCACCAACCGAUGACGCUUUCCGUAAACUUGACCCAUCGGUUUUGGAGAGACUUCAAAAUGGUGGCUCAUGUUACAAUGUGGUCCUUGAUAAUCACGUCAUUCCAUCCGUGAUCUGCUCCUCCGCGAUAACAACAAUGUACUGGCAUCGAUCUCAGGCCAAUAAUAGAAUUGUUUUAACUCGAAAUGAGGACAAUAAAUUGUACGUUAACGAUGUUCCAGUUGAAGGUAGCGAAUUACUUGGUACCAAUGGAAUCGUUUAUCCAAUCGGCGAGGUUUUGAUUCCCGAUAAUGCCAAGCCCGUUUCGGCCAAUCUCGAGAAUCGAUUCACUUCCCAUUUCCUGAAAUUAGCCAAUGAAUCUGGAGCAAUUAACGAUUGGGACUCGAUGAACAAUAUUACAAUCAUCGCACCGAUUAACAAUGCUUUUAAAAAGCUCGGUGAAAAUGAACAAAAUCUCCUGGACAAUUCAACUGACCUCGGCUCUUAUGUUGCUAAAAAUCUUAUUUCUCAGUCCAGUUUCUUUAACAAUAAAAUUAUCGAAACUGCAAAUGGACAAAAGCUUCGUCUCAAUGUUUUCGAAGAGAUUCCCGGACUAGUCUCUCGAGCGACCAUUCAAUGUGCUCGAAUUGUUCACUUUAAUCGAGAUGUUUGCAACGGAGCAGUUAUCAUGGUCGAUUCAAUUCCAACUCCAAGUAAAUCGAGUAUAAUCACCGCUCUGGAAUCGAUGGAAGGUUUUGCAAUUUUCCGAGAAUUGAUUCGAAAUUCAUCUUUCGAAAACAAAUUGUCCACCGAAUCAGGUCCAUUCACUGUUCUCGCUGUCGACGAUGCUUCUCUUAACGAACAGUUCACCGAAAAAGAAUUGGCCAAAUUGACCUCCGAUCCUUCGAGAAUUGAGCGUUUACUUCAGAAACACAUUCUACCCGAAAUGAUCUGUUGCUCAUCGAUUCGACAAGCGUCAUUCUUGGUCAGUUUCCAAAGGUUCCGUGUCAUGGAUGGGUCAACACUCAACGCUCAUCGGGAUGUUCAUGGUAACAUUAAAUUCUGGGCUCCAUCAGCUGAUGGAAUGUCCACCGUAAAGAAAUGUGAUAACAUGGCCGAAAACGGAGUAGUUCAUGUGAUUAACCGAGCGAUUCACGAUUCAGGUCAUUCAGUUGAUCAACCGAUGAACCGACGACUUGGACACAUCCCUUUGAUCAUUCAAGGAUUUUGGAAAGUUUGAAAUGAUCAACCAAGGGAAUCAGUUAAUCAACUUUGAUAAAUCAUUUUAAUCCGAUCAAUAUUAUGACCAUUGGAUGUGUUAAUCCAGUUCCCGAAUUUUCAAUUUUAAUUAAUCUCAUUUUCUAUCCCUUUUUAUUAUUUAUUGACUGAUCUCUUUCACAACAAUUUAAUUACUGUAAAUAAUUGGUCAUCUCAAUUAACAAGUUUGUGUUAGGCUUAAAUUGAGGUGUGAACAAGAAACUCACAAUUAAUUGUUAGUGUUGAUUAAUAAGAGAGUGAAAUUUAUUAUUGACAGCAAUUAAACGUUUUUUCAACCAUUUAAACUCAAUAAUUUCCAUGCUCAACAAUUAGGCUUUAAUUGUUUACGUUUGUUUACUUAUCAAUAUUCUGAUUGAUUGAAAAUUAAGGUAAUAGUCUUCAUCUAAUUGUAACAAUUAACUCCUUCUCUUGGUCAAUUUUGUUAAAUUGUCAGAUCAACAAAUCGGGAACAAUUUGUCAAGUCAAUGUAUCAACUCAAAUUGUAAUUAAAACUACAAUUAAAUGAAACCACCUAA
Panonychus citri (citrus red mite) is the source of this 3231-nucleotide messenger RNA. RefSeq names its product periostin-like. Bases 177 to 2678 code for a protein of 833 amino acids. Lineage: Eukaryota; Metazoa; Arthropoda; Arachnida; Trombidiformes; Tetranychidae. Gene Ontology annotation, biological process: extracellular matrix organization; cell adhesion. Gene Ontology annotation, molecular function: cell adhesion molecule binding. The transcript has 4 exons. Gene Ontology annotation, cellular component: extracellular matrix. The record is from RefSeq and is a predicted model, not a curated record.